AUUAAGUUGCAGUCGCGCGACCAAAACGUUGCGAUGAACUUCUCUUGGUCUUUUUUUUUUUGUUUGAAGGUCACUGUUGCACCUGUUUUAUCUACUUGUCGCAUAAAAAUACUUCACGAAGGAAACAAAGAAUACUAGGAGAAUAAUAGGAUUUUGAGGCGCUCGACCUCAAAUCCCUUCUUUCCUCUCAUCAACAUUAUACCCUACCACCACAAACACACUACAGACACACGCACGAAGCCGACACCAUGUCGACUCUCGCGGAAGAGCUACUACAAGAUUUCGAAGAUUCCGGUUCCGAGAAUGGCGAAGAUCAGAAUGAUGGUGGUCUAGAUCUCGAAGGCCCAGCUAUUGGCCCUCUACCAACCCACGAUGACGAUAAUAAUGAUAUGGUCCUCGAUGGCGACGAGGAAGAAGAACCCGACGAAGAUGAAGAAAUGGGUGGCAUGAAUGGUAGUGCUACCGAACGUGUGGAAGAUGCAGAAACCACCAAGGCCAAAGUUGAAAAGAUGCAGUUGGGCGGAGUCAAGGAUAUUCGAAAGGUUACUACUGUCAUGGACAGACUGGAUCCUCUCCUCAAGGAUAUCGCCCACUAUCAAUCGAAACCUCUCGCACCGCAUACCACAAACAUCGGUAACAUCGAGGACAACCCCGAGUACAAGAUCCUCACCGAAUCCAACACCCUCUCCACUCAAAUCGACGGCGAAAUCAUGAAGGUUCAUAAGUUUAUCCGAGAUCAUUAUUCGGCUCGAUUCCCCGAACUAGAAACACUUAUUCAAAGCCCUGUUGAAUAUGCCAAAGUCGUCGCCAUCCUCGGAAACGGACCCAUGGAUUCGGAUAGUAUCAAAGCCCUGCAAGGCUCCGCUGACAAUCCCCUUGGCGAAUCACUUAAGUCAGUUUUGGACGGCCCAUCCCUGAUGAUUGUUACGGUUGAAGCCACCACGACCAAGGGGCAUGAAAUCAGUCAAGACGAGCUGGACCGCAUCCUCCGGGCCUGCUACAUGAUGAUCAAGAUGGACAAGGCCAAGAAGACACUCACAGACUAUGUGCAGUCUCGGAUGAAUAUAUUCGCUCCCAACCUGACGGUGUUGAUCGGCUCGUUGACCGCUGCACAACUGAUCAAUACCGCCGGUGGCUUAACUAAUCUCUCCCGAACGCCCGCCUGCAAUCUGGCCGCCUGGGGCUCCAAGCGAACGGGAAACACCGCCUUUGCUACCAAUGUAGGUGUGAAACAGCAAGGCUACCUUUUCCAAUCACCCAUCAUCCGCGGCAUUCCGAACGAUCUGAAGAAGAAGGCUAUGAAGGCAGUAGCCGCGAAGCUCGUUCUAGCUGCUCGUGCGGACACCGGUCACACCAACCCCGAUGGAUCGUACGGCGAAGAACUACGAGGCCAGUGCCUAGAGCGCCUAGACAAAAUGACAGAGCCACCUCCCAACAAAGGUCAGCGAGCCCUACCAGCCCCAGAUGACAAGCCUUCCCGUAAGCGAGGUGGUCGCCGCGCGCGCAAAGCCAAGGAAGCCACGGCGAUGACAGAUUUACGUAAGGCCCAGAAUCGCAUGGUGUUCGGUAAGGAGGAGAGAGAGACAGAUUACGGGGUGGGAGACUCUACUUCGGGCUUGGGGAUGAUUGGUCAGGGACAGGAUGGACGAAUCCGGGGUAUACAGAUUGACAACCGGACCCGAGCCAAGCUUAGUCAAAAGCAUAAAGGCUGGGGAGGAGCUACACCUGUUGGCGGCUCAGCUUCCUCUUUACGUGGCUUUGGCCAAUCAGGGAACAAUAUUGAUCUACGUGGUAAGGGUCUACGCACGUCAGGGGUAGGAUCCACGAUCGGAGGAGGUGCGGGGACAGCCUCUUCACUAGCUUUCACACCCGUCCAGGGACUAGAGCUCGUGGAUCCCAAGGUCCAGGCAGAGCUUAGUCGCAAGAGAAAGGCGGAAGAAGAUAGAUGGUUCAAAGGAGGCACGUUUACCCAAGUUGGCGGCAGCGGGACCGCUAGCAAUGCCAACGGUGGCUUUAAGGUUCCUGGUCAGCCUCCAAAUAAGAAAGUUAACACGGGCACUGGUAAUAUGGGACCUCCAUCUCUUCCUACUAAGAGAUAAAAGCGGCGGCAGAUGUAUUGCAGCUACCAUUCCUAGUAAAAAGGAGGGGGUCUCGUGUAGGUUAGGUCGUUAGAGAGGAGGGUUUUCUGCAAACGUUACCAACCUACCUACCUAGUGCCUAACGCAUACAUCCAGUGUUAAUAAGGUAUGGCGUCUAGAAGGAUGAUGGAGUCAGUCAGUCACCUGCAGUUUUUUUUUUUUUUCAUUGCAGCGUAAGGGUUAGGUCGCAUGGUCAACGGCGUUUUUUUCUUCGGAAGUGAGGACAGGGCUAUAUCUGAGUCUGCGUAGUUGAGAACUUAAUAUCAUGCCAGCAUAUUACAAUAUCAUGCAAUAGUUUCUUGAAAGCAGGCAAGCAAACUCG
Messenger RNA from Hypoxylon fragiforme, 2460 nucleotides. Its product is annotated as pre-mRNA splicing factor. Lineage: Eukaryota; Fungi; Ascomycota; Sordariomycetes; Xylariales; Hypoxylaceae. The transcript has 2 exons. Gene Ontology annotation, cellular component: U4 snRNP; precatalytic spliceosome; U4/U6 x U5 tri-snRNP complex. The record is from RefSeq and is a predicted model, not a curated record. Gene Ontology annotation, biological process: mRNA splicing, via spliceosome; spliceosomal tri-snRNP complex assembly. The coding region runs from base 249 to 2099 and encodes 616 amino acids.